CACUGAGCACACCAGAGAGCUCAGUGUGAGAUGAGGAGAGACAGAGAGACAGGCACCGGACUCGAAUAUUAAACCAUCCAGACCAGUGACAUGAAGUGGCUUCAUUUGGUUUCUCUGCUCCUCUCUGUCUCGACAGGACUGGUGUGCGGCUCAGAGGUCGAGACUCGUCUAGUGAAAAACCUCUUUUCUGGCUAUAAUAAAGUGGUUAGACCUGUCAAUCACUUUAAAGAAGCUGUGGUGGUCACCGUAGGACUGCAGCUAAUCCAACUUAUUAGUGUGGAUGAGGUAAACCAAAUUGUCACAACCAACGUACGUCUGAAACAGCAAUGGAAAGAUGUGAACCUCCAGUGGAACCCAGAGGAGUACGGAGGAAUAAAAAAGAUCCGAGUUCCCUGCACUGACAUCUGGAGACCUGACCUGGUUCUCUAUAACAAUGCUGAUGGUGACUUUGCCAUUGUGCAUGAAACCAAAGUUCUGCUAGAACAUACAGGAAUGAUCACCUGGAACCCGCCCGCCAUCUUUAAGAGCUACUGCGAGAUCAUUGUGCUUCACUUCCCCUUUGACUUGCAGAACUGCAGCAUGAAACUCGGAACAUGGACAUUCGAUGGAAACCUUGUCAUCAUCAACCCUGACAGCGAUCAGCCAGACCUGAGUAACUUUAUGGAGAGUGGCGAGUGGGUGAUGAAGGACUAUAGGGGCUGGAAGCAUUGGGUUUAUUAUGCCUGUUGCCAAGACACCCCAUAUCUGGACAUCACCUACCACUUCCUGUUACUGAGACUGCCUCUCUACUUCAUCGUCAAUGUGAUCAUCCCGUGCAUCCUCUUCUCUUUUUUGACUGGUCUGGUCUUCUACCUGCCUACAGACUCAGGUGAGAAGAUGACCCUCAGUAUCUCGGUCCUGUUGUCUCUGACUGUGUUCUUGCUGGUGAUCGUGGAGCUCAUUCCUUCUACCUCAAGCGCUGUUCCUCUCAUUGGUAAAUACAUGCUCUUCACCAUGAUCUUCGUCAUUGCUUCCAUCAUCAUCACCGUCAUUGUUAUCAACACACACCACCGCUCACCGAGCACACACACCAUGCCUGCUUGGGUUCGCAAGGUUUUUAUUGAGACCAUCCCUAAUUGGCUGUUCUUCUCUGCUCUGAAGAAGCCCAGUGUGGAAAAGCGCACUAAAAACAUUUUCAUCCCUGAUGUGGACAUUUCAGAUAUCUCAGGGAAGCCGGCACCCACCGCUGUGCCCUUCCAGUCACCCUUAACCAAAUAUCCAGAUGUACGCAGUACUAUAGUAGGAGUCAAAUACAUCGCAGAGACAAUGAAAUCAGAUGAGGAGUCCAACAAUGCCUGUGAUGAGUGGAAGUUUGUUGCAAUGGUUCUGGACCACAUUUUGCUGUGUGUCUUCAUGGCAGUGUGUAUAAUUGGAACAUUGGCUGUCUUUGCCGGAAGACUCAUUGAGCUCAGUUUUUUAUAACAUGGUUAUGAUAUAUUAUAAAGAGUUGGACUUUAGAGGGAUAGAUAU
Messenger RNA from Neoarius graeffei (lesser salmon catfish), 1509 nucleotides. Its product is annotated as acetylcholine receptor subunit alpha-like. The coding region runs from base 91 to 1461 and encodes 456 amino acids. Gene Ontology annotation, biological process: signal transduction; chemical synaptic transmission; nervous system process. Gene Ontology annotation, cellular component: postsynaptic membrane; synapse; neuron projection. The transcript has 10 exons. Gene Ontology annotation, molecular function: acetylcholine-gated monoatomic cation-selective channel activity; transmembrane signaling receptor activity. The record is from RefSeq and is a predicted model, not a curated record. Lineage: Eukaryota; Metazoa; Chordata; Actinopteri; Siluriformes; Ariidae.